Galeopterus variegatus (Sunda flying lemur) is the source of this 2247-nucleotide messenger RNA. RefSeq names its product leucine rich repeat neuronal 4 (gene LRRN4). The transcript is spliced from 4 exons. The coding region runs from base 1 to 2247 and encodes 748 amino acids. The record is from RefSeq and is a predicted model, not a curated record. Gene Ontology annotation, molecular function: protein binding. NCBI's taxonomy places the organism in Eukaryota, Metazoa, Chordata, Mammalia, Dermoptera, Cynocephalidae.
AUGUGGCGGGCGCUGCUGCUGCUGCUACUGCUGCCGCCGACAGUGCUGCGCCCGAGCCGGGCAGGGCCUCCCCAGGAGAGGGUCCCGCUCUUAUGGCUCACUCAGCAGAGCUCCUGGGGGAGCGGUGGCAGCAACGCCACCGGCUCGCCCUGCGAGGGGCUCCCGACGGCGGGGGCCACGGCCUUGACCUUGACGAACCGCAGCCUGGAGCGCCUGCCCAGCUGCCUGCCACGCACGCUGAGCAGCCUCGACGGCAGCCACAACCUGCUGAGCGCCCUGAGCGCGCCGGAGCUCGGCCACCUGCCGCAGCUGCAGGUGCUGACGCUGCGCCACAACCGCAUCGCCGCGCUGCGCUGGGGCCCGGGCGGGCCGGCCGCGCUGCACACGCUGGACCUCAGCGACAACCGGCUGGCCGCCCUGCCGCCGUGCGCCGGGACCGCGCUGCGCAGCCUCCGCGCGCUGGCGCUGGCCGGGAACCCGCUGCGGGCGCUGCAGCCCCGGGCCUUCGCCUGCUUCCCCGCGCUGCAGGUCCUCAAUCUCUCCUCCACCGAGCUGGGCCGCGGCGGCCAGGGGGGCAUCGCCGAGGCGGCGUUCGCAGGAGCGGGCGGCGCGCCCCUGGCCGCGCUCGAGGUCCUGGAUCUCAGCGGCACGUUCCUGGAGCGGGUUGAGUCCGGGUGGAUUAGAGACCUGCCAAAGCUCACGUCUCUCUACCUGAGGAAGAUGCCCAGGCUGAGGAUCCUGGAAGGGGACAUUUUCAAGAUGACCCCCAACCUGCAGCAGCUGGAUUGUCAAGACUCGCCAGCACUCACUGCUGUCCACACACACAUCUUUCAAGACACCCCUUGCCUCCAGGUCCUUCUGUUCCAGAACUGCAACUUGAGUUCCUUCCCUCCUUGGACCCUGAAUUCCUCCCAGGUCUUAUCCAUCAACCUCUUUGGCAACCCCCUCACUUGCAGCUGUGAGUUGUCCUGGCUCCUCAUGGAUGCAAAGAGAGCUGUUCUAAGCAGGGCAGCAGACACUGUGUGCGUGCCAGCUGCGGGAUCCAGAGGCCCCUUCUCGGCCCCUCUUUCCCUCUCCCAGCUACCGGAUGUGUGCCAGUGGGACCAAAGCACCACCCUCUUUGCUUCAACCCCACCGUCCUUGCCCCGCACCUACCAUGCACCAUCUGCACAGGGUCCCUCCACCCCGCUGGGCUCGGCCGCCUUCACCCUACCUGCAGGAGGCCCACCGAGCGUCUCCACGCCCCUCUCCCUCCCUCUGGAUUCCUUCACCCGAGCUGCAGAGCUGCACGGCCAUGACGAGGCGGGGACUACCCCGUCCACUACCAACUCUACAGCAGGUCACAGCAGCUCCAGCGUUCCGCCCAGAGCUGUCAGCACGGCCGGGACAGAGCACCGAGGAGGACACGCUGCCGGGCACUUCCAUGAGCCUCCUAUCUCAGCCGCCUCCACCCCAUUGACCAGCAAACGCCUUAGUCCCUUCCCUACCUCGUGGAACCCCGUGAGCACGCCUCAGCCCAACCAGAGGACACAGGCCACCCCCCAGCCUCCCCACCCGAGUCCUUCCGAGGCCGGGAUUCCAAUCCUCCUAUUGGACGACUACAGGGAGGAGGAGGAAGAGGGGACAAUGGAGGGGGUGGAAGCGCCUCCGCAGGAUGUGCCUUGUGACUACCACCCCUGCAAGCACCUGCAGACCCCGUGCGCGCAGCUGCAGAGGCGCCAGCGGUGCCGCUGCCCCGGCCUCAGCGGGGAGGACACCAUCCCGGACCCUCCCAAGCUGCAGGGGGUGUCGGAGAUGACCGACACGUCGGUGCUUGUCCACUGGUGUGCCCCCAAUUCGGUGGUGCACGGCUACCAGAUCCGUUACUCCGCAGAGGGCCGGGCGGGGAACCAGUCGGUGCUGGGGGGCAUCUACGCCACGGCCCGGCAGCACCCUUUGUACGGGCUGUCGCCGGCCACCACGUACCGCGUGUGCGUGCUGGCUGCCAACAGGGCGGGCCUGAGCCAGCCGCGGGCCUCGGGCUGGAGGAGCGGGUGCGUCGUCUUCACCACCAAGCCCAGCUUCGUGCUCAUCUUCGCGGGGCUGUGCGCCGCCAGCGGACUGCUGCUCGUCAGCACCCUGGUGCUGGCCGCGUGUCUCUGCAGGCGGAGCCGCAGCACGCCACGCCGGCAGCAACACGACACGCGCCUGGUGGCCUACAAAAACCCGGCCUUUGACUACCCGCUGAAGCUGCAGACCUGCAGUUAG